ACAUCGUCGCAACUAUUUUCAUUGCAUCAGAAUCUUUGCUAGAAUGUUGGAAACCAGAGUAGAAAACUACACAACUAUGCCUAUGAUUUGUUAACUCUUAAUUUAUUAGCUAACUUCUAUGUUCAGCCAUGAGCCUCCAUGGUUCCGUCUGUUCUGCGGCAUAAAUCAAUCUGCAUAAUGGGUGCACUGCAAAGUUAUGCCUUCAAUUUACUAGUUGUGGUGUGAAAAUGUUAUAAGCACACAACACCCACCACCAAUAGGUCUAUUAUUUGACUGAUAGAAACAAUAGCACGAUGAGCAAAAGGCGAGUAUCUCUGUCAAGAAGGCAUCUGCAGAAACAGAGUUAUUCGGACGAUAUUCAACAGGAGCUCCUUCUACCUGACGCAGUGCAUCCAGACGCUUACCACAGCUCCAGCUCGACGUUGGGACGGUCCAACGAUGCAUUACUUGAACUCGACAAACUCGGAAUGCCGAGGGUAUCCAGCCUCAGCGAGUCUCUCGACAAACUCGAUCACGAAGAAUCGACAGAUGAUGACGGGGUGUACCUGGCAUCGCCUUCACCAUAUGGGGCGACGACAUCGGAGGAAAGCUCGUCGUUACAUGAGGCUGGACUUCUUUACGAACUUCCUUUGGCAGGUUAUGUUGUGCCUGUACAAAGGCGAUGUCGAUCGUCGAACGCCGGCAGCGAUGGUAGCUUUGAUACGAGCUCUCGACAAAUAUACUUUUCCGUCAAAAAUUCCAACGCAAGCACCCCUCUCUCGUCUUCUAGCACUAUAUCGUUGUCCAGUGAAGUGAACGUUUUUCAGCAUUAUUCCGAUGUCGUAUAUCCCGAUCAGCUCUAUUCAAAUGCAAGUGUAGGCGUCCCGCUGAUGAAGAAUAACUUCGAGGUUAGAUCAUUGAGUCGAAAUGGCAGCUCUGGAGAGAGUGGGCGCGACACUGAAGGAACUGUUAGAGCAGCAAGUGAUAAUGACGACAUAGUCUCUGACCAACACGAACCUAACAUGAAGUUUGAAACUAGUCGAGAUCUUCUCGAGAGUGGAUUUACUGAGGAUUUUAAUCCCAGUGUUCCGUCAGUAUAUGAAGAGGAGGCCAUCAUCAAUAUAGAACGAAGUAUUUAUCAAGACAGCGAUAGUGAUCCUGACGACAAUCUUUCGGCACGCAGUAGAUCUCGAGGGGGAUAUACUGAUCAAGAAAGCUGUGUGUCAUUCUCUACGAACUACCCUGAAUCUCAGUAUCAGUACGGGAACCUAACCAAAUUUUCCGAGAGCAGCUACUCGUCUGACUUGCCUUUCCAAAGAGAUGAGCACGGGCCGAAAAAAUCUAACCUUGUCAGACGGCCUCAUGUAAAGGCUGCUGAGUCUCCACUUCUUAAAAGAAAAGGGAGUAAUAAAGCAAUUAGUGAACAUGACAACCUUGAUAAAUCUAAUAUGAAAACAAACAAGAAAACGAAUCACGAAUAUUUGCGCCCUGGAGAAAUGGAGUUGGAGCUAGAGCGGCCACAAAGAGACAAUGUUGUUCUUAUGGAAAAUAAAAUUGCGGAUGCUAAUGAUUCUGAAGAUAGGCUGCAAUAUUUUGAAACCGAAAACGAAAAUGGAAUUAGUGAACAUGAAAGGGAGAAAACUUCCUUAGAGUUUAUGGAAAAUUUUGAAAAAUGCGAAGCCGAAGUGUGGGGUACUGAUGACUUACGUGGGCUCAGCGCUGAUACCGAAGUUAUCGAUACCGAUACAGAAUACUGUAACAUUAUGGAAAAAACGAUGAACCUUGAAGUGACCAAAACGAAGUGGGCCAAAACAAAAGAGCAGAUUUUAAAACUCUUGAAGGAGAGAUUGUUGAUUCUAAAGAAAAUAAUUCAAGAUAAAAAUUCGCAAAUUCGGCAGUUGAAAACACGACUGAAGAUAGAACAGCAAAAUUCCCAGGCUAUGGCUGAAAAACUGAAGGAGCGUGAGCGCCCCGCGUUGCCGUCCACGGUGACGGCGGAGGUAGCGGUGCUAAAGAGGCAGCUGACUACCCUGCGGCAGGAGAAGGCAAAGCUUCGGCAGGAGCUCAUGCAGAAGGAAGUUAAAUUAAAGGAAGCAAGUAAAGAGAUCAUCAACAAAACGAGGCAGGAGGAACGGUGGAAGAAGACGCAACUGCAGGAGAGGAGGAGAGAGUCGGCGAGAGAGACCAAGACCAUUGCUGAGCUCAGGAAGACCUUGAAGCACAUGGAAAAGGAGUGUGGCCAGCAACAGAAAGCGAUACACAAACUGGAGAACGAGAAGAUUUACUUGGGUGAACGUCUUUACAAGAUCACCGGUGUUGAGGAAAGCUUCUGGUCGGAUCAUCGGCCGCCCCGAGCACCGUUGACCCCGAAGGAGGUGACGCUGGUGCGCCAGAAGACGAGCUUGUCGUGCCGCGUAUCUCAGCUACAGACGCAGUGUCGGGACCUCGACGAUCAGAACACCGCGCUUCGCAAGAUGGAGCUGAGCUGUGAACGUUCGGUGGACCGCACCCGACAACAGGAGUUGCUGAAGCUCAAAAGGAAGAACACAGAGCUCGCCUCCAUGACCAAACAACUCGAAGACAAAGUUCGCAAUCUCGAAAAGAAAAGUCAGCUAUUGCCGACUGUGGAUACGAACGGCGUAGCGAAGGGCCAGAGGUGGGGUGCUAGCGGCCCUCGGAAGCAGCAGUCUGAGGAAGCCUUCAGCCAACAGCUGCAGAAGCGCGACGCUGAGAUAGAGAGACUCAAGCUCAGGAUGAAGGAGCUUGUCUAUAAGCUUACCAGCAAAAAUGGAAAGAUCAGCCAGGCUCAGAGCAAUCUGGAACUGGAGCACAUCAUCAGGACGGUGACGCGGGAACGCCUGCAGCUCGAGCGGCAGGUCGCUGCUGUUGCCGAGGGUCAACAACGUCAAAACGGUGCUGGGUCCAACGGCUCGUAUACUGGGGCCCACGCAGGCAACGGGUGCCACACCCGCCCUCUGGGGGAGUCCGGUGAGGCGGUCCAGUGUGGGGAGUACGGCGGUGUGAGCGAGGAGGGGGAACUGCAAUAUCAACUGCAGGAGCUUGAUCUGCUCACCAGGCAGCACCAUACGCUGCAGAAACACGUCCAGGAGAAAGACUUGGAGUGUGUUACUCUCAAAGACAAACUCAAACUCAAGAACGAGCUUUGUCAAGACCUGCCGGACCUCUUCCCAGAUCUUUAUCAGGAGAGCCAACUCGCCAAGGUGAUCGAGAAGAACACCGAGCUCACUCUUCAGAAUUCCGACUUGCAGAAGCAGAUCCAAAAUCUUCAAAAUGUGAACACGGGCGUGCCUACGAGCUCGGCGGGCUUCACUCAGGGCGAGGGCUGGACAGCAGGACUGUCCACUGGGGCGAGUCUCAACCUCGACAGCCUCUCUAGGUCGUAA
This is a messenger RNA of Hyalella azteca, 3383 nucleotides long. RefSeq names its product GRIP and coiled-coil domain-containing protein 2. Bases 294 to 3383 code for a protein of 1029 amino acids. Gene Ontology annotation, biological process: neuromuscular synaptic transmission. The record is from RefSeq and is a predicted model, not a curated record. The transcript is spliced from 12 exons. NCBI's taxonomy places the organism in Eukaryota, Metazoa, Arthropoda, Malacostraca, Amphipoda, Hyalellidae.